Nothobranchius furzeri (turquoise killifish) is the source of this 2326-nucleotide messenger RNA. It is a transcript of the gene gtpbp4, whose product is annotated as GTP binding protein 4. The record is from RefSeq and is a predicted model, not a curated record. Gene Ontology annotation, molecular function: GTP binding; GTPase activity; RNA binding. Lineage: Eukaryota; Metazoa; Chordata; Actinopteri; Cyprinodontiformes; Nothobranchiidae. Gene Ontology annotation, biological process: ribosomal large subunit biogenesis. Gene Ontology annotation, cellular component: nucleolus.
CAGAAAAGUUUCCAGUUUCUGCUGGUGGUCUCAGACUGACUCGUUUCCGGUUCCUCUCCGUGCCGUCGGUGGCCCUAAACGUGUCCUGACAAAAUGGCACUUUAUAACUUUAAAAAGAUUAUGGUGGUUCCUACCGCCAAGGAAUUCAUCGACAUCACUUUAUCCAAAACACAAAGGAAGACGCCCACGGUGGUCCACAAACAUUACCAGAUCCACCGCAUCCGACACUUCUACAUGCGGAAAGUAAAGUUUACCCAGCAGAACUAUCACGACCGGCUCACGCAAAUCCUCACAGACUUCCCAAAACUCGACGACAUCCAUCCUUUUUAUGCUGAUCUGAUGAACGUGUUGUAUGACAAGGAUCACUACAAGCUGGCCUUAGGACAGAUUAACAUCGCCAGAAACUUGAUUGAUAACGUGGCGAAAGACUACGUGCGCUUGAUGAAAUAUGGAGAUUCUUUGUAUCGGUGUAAGCAGCUGAAGAGAGCUGCUUUGGGCCGAAUGUGCACCAUCCUGAAACGACAGAAAUCCAGUCUGGAGUAUCUGGAGCAAGUUCGUCAGCACCUGUCCCGUCUGCCGAGCAUCGACCCGAACACCAGGACCCUGCUUCUGUGUGGUUACCCCAAUGUGGGCAAAUCCAGUUUCAUCAACAAGGUCACCAGGGCAGACGUUGAUGUCCAGCCGUAUGCUUUCACCACAAAGUCUCUGUUUGUGGGUCACAUGGACUACAGGUACCUCCGCUGGCAGGUGGUGGACACCCCCGGUAUCCUGGACCAUCCCCUGGAGGAGAGGAACACCAUCGAGAUGCAGGCCAUCACGGCUCUAGCUCACCUUCGUUCAGCCAUCCUUUACGUCACUGACGUGUCUGAGCAGUGCGGACACACCCUGCAGGAGCAGCUGGAGCUUUUCAACAACAUCCGGCCUCUGUUCACCAACAAGCCUCUCAUCAUUGUUGCAAACAAAUGUGACGUGAAGAAGAUCAGUGAGCUGUCGGAGGAGAAUCAGAAAAUCUUUGCGGACUUCACGGCGGAGGGAAUCCCCGUCAUUGAGACGAGCACGCUGACGGAAGAAGGAGUCAUGCAGGUUAAAACUGAGGCAUGUGACCAGCUUCUGGCUCACCGGGUCAACACCAAGAUUAAAGGCAAGAAGGUCCACGAUGUUCUGAACAGGCUGCACCUGGCCAUGCCUGCCAAGAGGGAUGAGAAGGAGAGGCCCCCGUUCAUCCCCGAAGGAGCUCUGAAUCGUAGGAAAGCGAUGGAGGUGGACGCUCCCAAACGCAAACUGGAGAGAGACCUGGAGAUGGAGCUCGGCGAUGAUUAUGUUCUGGAUCUGCAGAAAUAUUGGGACCUGAUGAAUGAGGAUGAGAAGCAAGACACCAUUCCUGAAGUGUGGGAGGGUCACAACAUCGCUGAUUACAUCGAUCCUGAUAUUAUGAGGAAACUGGAGGCUCUAGAGAAGGAGGAGGAGCUUAAGGAGCGAGCCGGCGAGUACGAGUCGGACGAGGAGAGCGAGGAUGAAGAGAUGCAGGAGAUCCGAACUCUGGCCAAGCAGAUCAAAGAGAAGAAGCAGCUCAUGGUCCUGGAGUCGAAAGAAAAGGAUGUACAUGGACCUCGCAUGCCCAGAACCGCAACCAAGGUGGAGAAGAAGCAGCUGGAGAAGGAGAUGAGUAACCUCGGUCUGGACAUGAGUGACAAGAGCAACAGCCACUACGCUCAGCAGGGCCAGCGUUCUCGCAGCAUCACCAGGAAACGGAAACGCGAAGCUUCGGCUCCUCCCACGUCCAAAACCCGCAGUCAGAGCGCCUCCCGUCCUCCUCGAGACCAGUCUGGUCUGAGAGAUGGAAAGAUGGUGAAGAAGACAAAGAAAAUGAUGAAGAACUCCCAGAGAGACAUGAACCGGCAGGCCAGGAGAGGAGAGUCUGACCGACACGUGUUUGACCUGAAACCCAAACACCUUCUGGCUGGAAAGAGGAAGUCAGGCACCAAAGAUCGCAGAUAAAACAGCUCUUUUUCUGGACUGGAGCAAACAAUUCAUAAUAACCAUGCUACUCAUUUUCCUUGUUAAGGAAUGCUAAAGCAAAGACUCAAAAACCUGUUAGUUAUUGGGUAAUUUCUUCAGUGAAGUUACUGUCGUAUUUAGAUUCUGAUUUCAGAAAACUGUCUUCAGCCUCAUCCUUCCUUUUUCUCUCAGUAGUAAAAUGACUUAUGCUGGACAGCAUCUUUCAUUUGGUUCAGGAGAUCUUGAGCCUACUUUGGAUAAAGUGAUGUUGAUGUUUUCUUGUAAAAUGAUAAACAAGGAAGCAGAUUAAAUACACACAUGAUCUAAA